AUGGAAAAGGCUCUGCGGUUGUGUCAAGAAACUGACAUAUACAUGACGAAUUUUUCCACAGCGAUGGCGAAAAUAACAGAUUUUUUUGAGUAUAUGGAUCACGCAGGUACUGUUUUUGCGCAUUCACAUGCUCUGAACGAUGCCAUUCAUAUGUGGGAAACGAUUACAUCCAUUCCGACAGAUACCGUGCAUGCUAUGCAAUACAAGGCAGCCAAAAAAUCCAUUUUACUCCGGCUUUUGCGCGAUGGUUCAACGCCUUCCUUAGAGGAGAUGAUGCCGCUUCAGACUCUCACUGUUCGCACAAUUUAUCAUCGAGAGUGCGAAGCAUACCUAGAAUUCGCGAGGAUGUACGAAAAAUACGUGCUUGGAAGCAAAUUGGCACUCGACCAGUUUGUGCAGGAACAUAACACUGUAUUUGCUAAUGAUGGCACUCUGGACCUCGUGCACUGGACCCUGUCUGCUCGGAUGCGUCACGGUAUUCUUGCUUUGGCGCGUAUCUACAAAACUUUCCCAUUAAGGCACCUUGUUGCUUUUCUUGAGACACAAGAACACGAUGUGAUUGAAACUCUUACCACACUGACCAAUUCAGGGACCCUUGAAGUUCAUGUGAUCGAACAAGAGCUUUCUGCAGAGCUUCACGCCAUACCCGUUCCAGGUGGAACAAUCGACAUGGAUGCUGGGAAUAGUAUCGUACACUUUAAUCUCCAGCUUGGACCUAAUAUCCAAAACAUGGCGCAGACGUUGGAAGCCGCAGGGUCAUUAGAAAAACGUGCCUCGAUGUCACUCAAGAAUGAUCUUGCUCAGCUCCUGACAUCACCGGCAGUCAUGUCCAGAAUUUUGUCUCUCAGUUCGGGAACAUCUCUCCCUGAGGCUGAAAUUCUCGAGGAAGACGAUGGGAUGAGUUUUGAUACAAUUAGAACAUAG
This is a messenger RNA of Malassezia globosa CBS 7966, 924 nucleotides long. RefSeq lists its product as uncharacterized. The transcript is spliced from 2 exons. Bases 1 to 924 code for a protein of 307 amino acids. Lineage: Eukaryota; Fungi; Basidiomycota; Malasseziomycetes; Malasseziales; Malasseziaceae. Gene Ontology annotation, biological process: ubiquitin-dependent protein catabolic process. Gene Ontology annotation, cellular component: COP9 signalosome. The record is from RefSeq and is a predicted model, not a curated record.